GAAGUGGCGCCCGCAGGCGGGAGCGGCGUGCAGGAGCGGUUUCUUGGUGCUCAAUGGGGGCGUUGAGUGGGGCUGGCGCGAUGGGAGCGGCUGUGGCGGCCUUUUACGUGACAGCUGCCCCCCCCUCGGCGCUCGGGGGAGAUUCUGGGGAACUGAUCACAGCUGCCUAUGAGCUUGGAGUUGCUCAUCCUCCGGGCUACCCUCUCUUCACUCUUUUGGCUAAACUGGCCAUUGAGCUUUUUCCCUUUGGUUCUGCUGCGUAUCGUGUCAAUCUCCUCUGCGCCUUGCUGGGGGCAGCUGCAGCAUCGCUUCUGUUUUAUACAGUUGUCAGGCUUUCUGGCUCGCAGGCGGCAGGAGUCUUUGCUGUGGGGAUGUUUUCGUUUUCCCGUCUAACGUGGCAAUGGUCUAUCACAGCAGAGGUUUUCAGCUUAAACAAUCUGUUUGUGGGGCUGCUGAUGGCGCUUUCCGUGCAAUUCGAGGAAGCAACAACUGCAAACGAGAGAUCAAAGAUCUGUAAAGUGGGUGCCUUCUCUUGUGGACUUAGCAUGUGUAACCAACAUACCAUUGUGAUCUACGUGCUUUGCAUUGCUUUGUGGGUUUCCUCUCGCUUGUUCAGGGAGCGUGAGCUGACCCUGAGCAAUGUGCUGAAGUUAAGUUUCUGCUUCUUGGCUGGUUGUCUGCCUUAUCUCUACUUGCCUAUCUCUGCCUACCUCAACAAAGCCCGCUGGACCUGGGGAGACCAGACAACCUUUAAAGGGUUUAUGAUCCAUCUUCUCCGGGAAGAGUACGGCACGUUCAAUCUGGCAAAAUUGGAAAAUGGAUCCAGUACGACUGAUGUAUUGCUUUUUCAGGUGACCCACAUGAAGAUGGAACUUUCCCUCGUUGUCCAGGCCUUUGCAAUUGCUGCAUGUGUGUGUUGUGCAGUGAGGCCGAAGACAGAGAAGUCACAGCUGAUUUGGCUGUUUACGUCAAUGUUAUUGAUGUAUUCUUUUUUCUUUGCUUGGAGGGCAAAUUUGGAUAUUUCAAAGCCUCUGUUUAAGGGGGUGGUCGAGCGAUUCUGGAUGCAAAGCAAUGCAGUGAUUGUUGUUCUAGCUGGCUUUGGCUUCUCUUUACUCUUUUUUCUUGGUGAGAUAUUUCUUGGAAACAGCAGAAUGAUUUACAGUUUGGAAUGGCUUCUGGCAGCUGUUCUUGUUACUGCUCAAAUCUAUUCCAAUUACAGUGUCUGUGACCAAAGUAACAACAAUGUUGUUGACCAGUUUGCCAUGAAUCUUUUGUCCUCCAUGCCUCCAGAUGCCAUCAUCUUGCUAAGAGGGGACCUGCCUGGGAAUUCUCUUCGCUACAUGCAUCAUUGUGAGGGUAUAAGACCUGAUAUCAGCUUAGUUGACCAAGAGAUGAUGACUUACCAUUGGUAUUUGCCAAAGCUGGCUAAACAUUUACCUGGUGUCACCUUUCCUGGCAACCGUUGGAAUCCUGUAGAAGUGCCAUUACCAGAUGGAACAAUCACAUUUAACCUUCAUCAUUUCCUCAAAGUAAAUAAACACAAAGACACCUUUGUUUGCAUUGGACUCCAUGAAGGUGACCCUACCUGGAAAAAAGACUAUUCCCUUUGGCCCUGGGGCUCUUGUGAUAAACUUGUAUCUUCAAAAGUUCCCUUUGAUCCUGAAAUGUGGGUUGAGCGUACCCAAAAUCUCUACAACUGGACUGAGGAAUAUGGAAGGUUUGACUCAUCUUCCUGGGAGUUAGUAGCAAAUGAAGAGAUGUGGCAAGCCAGGAUGAAAACAGCCUUCUUUCUUUUUGACCUUGCAGAAACUGGUUCCACAUCUGUGGAAGAGAAAGCAAAGCUUUACACACUUGCUUAUAAGCUGUACAAGGAAAUUGUAAACACGUAUAAAACUCAUCCAGUGAACUGGCACAAAAAUUACGCCAUCGCCUGUGAGAGGGUGCUACAUCUUCACCCAGCAAGGGAAGACCCAGAGGUGCUACUCUUAGAAAUCAUCAAACACUUCCGCCUUUACUUGGAGGAAGCUGCAGAUGACCCCCAGCAGAGCAGUAUUUUGCAAGCCAUUAAGCAUAUGAAGAAAGAACUUCGGGAAGUCAGAAAACUGAAGAAGGCAGCGAGGCGACCUGCGUAGGACAUGCUGAGCUCAAGGGAAAAUCUGUCGGAGAGGAAAUGAAGAGUAAGAGAAGGAUUCCACAGACGGAAAUAAAGCAAGCUUAAAUGCAGUGUUUUAGAUAGGAGGAAAAGACUAAUCAAAAGAAGGGUUUGGUGGUAUAGAGAAGCAUGAACAAAGGCUGGGGGACAUGAAUUGGGAUUUUUCUCCCUUUUGAUGUUACGGUGUGGGGGUCAUUAAACGAAGCUGAACGUCGGAGAGUCUAACUGAAAACAUCUUAACACAGUACGUUGAUCAUUAGAGCCGUGGUGGCGCAAUGGUUAGAAUGAAGUAUUGCAGGCUAACUGCCCAUCGUCUUGAGUUUGAUCCUGAUGGGCUGAAGGUUGGCUUAGCCUUUUAUCCUUCCAAGGUUGGCAAAAUGAGAACCUAGAUUAUAGAGGGUAAUAUGCUGAUAUUGUAAACUGCUCAGAGUAUGCUGUGAAGCACUGGAGCAGUAUAUAAAUCUAAGUGCUAUUGCUAUUGCUAAUUUGCUUCCCUGCCAGCUACAGUCAAGUCUCCCUUGAGGUUAGCUCUGAUUAUAGGAUACAUCUACAUUAUAUUGCUUUCUUGUUGACAAUAUGGAAGCUGUCUUCUAUGGUUGGCUAGGCACUGUCACUUGCUGUGAACAUGGCUACCAGAUAGAACAGGGUUGUCAAAUUCAAUUUCAUUGAGGGCCGCAUCAGGGUUGUGUUUGACCUUGGUGAGCCGGGGUAGGCGUGGCCAGGAUGGGCAUGGCCAGCUUGACGUCACUCGUGUUGGGGGUGCCUGUGGCGGUCCGACCACUCUGCCAGUGGAAAUGGGCUCCCGAGCUCUGUUUUUGGCUGCGAUGGUCUCCUGCAACCCUCUGCCAGCGAAAGUGGAGCUCGGGAGGGCUGCUCCCGAGCUCCGUUUCGCUGGCAGAGACAACGUGGGCCAGUCCUUCACUGUUUCCAGGGCAGCCCCACCGGCCAGAUCUAAGCACCCCACAGAUCAAAUCCAGCCCCUGGGCCUUGAGUUUGACACCCCUGAGAUAGAAUAAAAGACAGAUUCAUAUUGACAGAGGGUUUGAUCAAAGGCUAACAGUCAUUAUCACUUUUGCCCUCAUACCAAGCAUGGAGUAUCACAAAAGCAUUCAAUUGAAUUCUGUUGGGAGUACAAUGUUGGACUUGAGAUGCCUCUAAUCAGGAUAUUCAUAUGUUCUGUUUAAUUUAUCCGUUUGUACAUGUUUAUGUGCUACUAUUUAGUGUUAACAUCAGAGUCAAAAUCUUAAUAGCAAAAACUGACCUGAUGGAAUUGGGCAUUUGAUAAUCACAGAAUUUAUAGAAAUUAAAGGACAGUUUACCUCUUGAAAGCCAGUGGUCUCUGAACCACCAACCUCUUUCCAUAAGAUAAAAAUUUACACUACUUGCAGCUUUUUCUGAAUAGACAUGAUCUGACCAGAAUUAGUACUACAGGUAAUCCUUAUUUAGUGACUGCCUUGUUUAGCAACUGUUCGCAGUUAUGAUGGCGAUGAAAAAGUAAUUUUGCAAUCAGGCCUGACAUUUACGGUUUUCACGGUCUGUAAAGCAAAAGAAAGCUGAAGUAAGAUCAUAAACAGAUGUGUGCUUUCAUUUAAUGACUAAGCUGGUCCCAAUUGUGGUCACUUAACAAGGACUACUUGUACUCUAAUCACCUCGGAAGUAGAUUAUUCAAAAAUGAUGGACCAUAUUUUAUAAAUUGAGUAUAUGUUAUGAACAUCAAAGGUCUCAGCUUCAAUCACCUACAUUUCUUCAAGAAGAAUCAGGUGCAGCUGAUAGGAAAUAUAUUUCUGUCAGAUUUUUAGAGAGCCAUUCAUUGAUUAUAGUUUCAUAUAGUUAAAAUAAGUUGUGAGGGGGCUGCUUCACAAACUGUAGUGAGAAAUUGGAUUUCACCCAGUUUUUUCUACACAAAGUGCUGAUUUUGAGCAUAUAAUCCUCUACCUCUACCCUUUUUUGGACCAGAUCACUUUAAGGAUUGAUAAUUCCUAUAUAAACUUCUCUGAUUGCUGAGAUCUUCCUUGGAUACUGCCUGCCAGUUGAAGUAAGGUACAUUCAAGAUGGGGUAUAUCUGAACUUAGACAUCAUGUGCAACUGUAUAUCCUUGAAAAUAGAAACGUGUACUUCCAGUCAUAAUGUUGUAGUUCUGCCACAGGAGCGAAGGCAACCCACCAAAUGAUUUUCUUACCAUUGUCACGUGUCAUUAGUGGCAGAGCUCUGAUAAACAUCUUUUUAUUGUUCCACACAUUUUAAUUGUAGAUUUUUAUAUUGUUCUGAUCCAGCUUUGUUUUAUUUAACCUCUUUUGUAGCUUUUGGAGGAUGCUCUUGAUGUUUGUUUUAUUUAUAUAAUACUGUUCUUUUAUAUUUACUAGUUGCACUGAGGGAUUUUUACCCGAAUAACAACAUGAACAUGCUUUUAAUAAAUAAGUUAAUUCUUUCAUU
Pantherophis guttatus is the source of this 4585-nucleotide messenger RNA. RefSeq names its product transmembrane protein 260 (gene TMEM260). NCBI's taxonomy places the organism in Eukaryota, Metazoa, Chordata, Lepidosauria, Squamata, Colubridae. The record is from RefSeq and is a predicted model, not a curated record.